Molecule: messenger RNA, 156 nt
Organism: Helobdella robusta
Lineage: Eukaryota; Metazoa; Annelida; Clitellata; Rhynchobdellida; Glossiphoniidae
Exons: 1
Molecular function (GO): protein binding
Source: RefSeq, a predicted model, not a curated record
UGUGAAGGAUCAGGAGGAUUCCGAUGCAAUAACGGCAGAUGCAUACGUGCUAGAUACCGAUGUGAUUUAACUGAUAAUUGUGGUGAUAAUAGUGAUGAAGAGAACUGCAGUAAGAUUGUUUUAUUAUUUCGUAAUUUCGAUUUUUAUUCAUACUAA